CAAUUACGGAAUUGUUCCACAAAUUUGGUCAGUGAAAAUACACCAUCGCCGAAGAAUGAUAGAGGAAAAAGAAUUCAAAAAAGACGUCACUCACCUCAAUCGGGUACCCAUGGUGCAGUUGCAUUUUAUGCGUACAUGUCAACCAUUUUACUUUCACCAAGUUCUCAACAUGUUCUCGUGUUUGAUGUUGUCAAGACAAACACUAGAAACGCAUAUCGCCCCACAACAGGGGUGUUCAAAGUUCCAGAGUCGGGAGUCUACGUUUUCACCUGGACUUUUCGAACUGGCGGAAACCGUUACCAUUCCAUUCAGUUAAUGAUAAACAAUGAGGACUGCGGUUCUGUGUAUCUCCACCCAGUGAAUGGCGCCGAGAUAGAGGAGACUGGGAUUGUCGUGACUCACGUUAACGCUGGAGACGACGUUUACGUCAGAACACAUUCGUCACUUCCUUUAGGGGUUUCCCAUUACAUCCAAAGUGACACACAUGGAAGGUCGUCUUUUGCAGGAUGGAAACUUUUUUGAAAGCUUUCAAGAGUGCAUUUUGAAAUUGUAUGCAUAAAAUGACAAAAUUUGAAAUUCAUUUUACAAGCCGAUAUUUCUGCUACAGGCAUUCAAUAUUUGUAUAUUUUAUGUGUGAACAGUUAAACAAUAUGACGAAGGCGUCAGCUUGAAAAAUUACCAAGAUGUAUGUGACCAAUAUUGAAACUGACGUGUCAUCGAGAUGUAUGUGUCUAUGUGACCAAUAUUGAAACUGACGCGUCACAGAGAUGAAUUUGACCAAUAUUAAAACUGACGCGUCACCGAGAUGAAUUUGACCAAUAUUGAAACUGACGCGUCACCGAGAUGAAUUUGACCAACAUUGAAACUGACGCGUCACCGAGAUGAAUUUGAUCAAUAUUGAAACUGACGCGUCACCGAGAUGAAUUUGAUCAAUAUUGAAACUGACGCGUCACCGAGAUGAAUUUGACCAAUAUUGAAACUGACGCGUCACCGAGGUGAAAAUGACCAAUAUUGAAACUGACGCAUCACCGAGGUGAAAAUGACCAAUAUUGAAACUGACGCGUCACCGAGAUGAAUUUGACCAAUAUCGAAACUGACGCGUCACCGAGAUGAAUUUGACCAAUAUCGAAACUGACGCGUCACCGAGAUGAAUUUGACCAACAUUGAAACUGACGCAUCACCGAGGUGAAAAUGACCGAUAUUGAAACUGCCUCUAUGAUUCUAACGUAUUCAUAGGAGAAAGUUGUUUUACUAAAAUAAGGAAACAGUACAUCUUGCGUGCUAGUUACAAUACACUCAAAAGUUGAACUUCUAUAGCGAUAAGAUUAGAGACUGCUGGCAUUUAUCUAUAUAAGGCAGGAUUGAGGUAAACAUUGAAGAACCAUCAGACAAUUGCAAUAGUCUCUUAUUUGCUGUAUUCGCACUGCAUUUACUAAAAUAAAACGAUGACAGAAUGGUUUACACUCGUCCUCGUAUUUUCUAUCCUGAAAUACUGGACUUCCGCUUCAAACAUUGAUGGACCUGACCGAAUCAGAGAAACAUUGAAAAUUCUUCAAAACACCGUGGACGACUUGACGGACAGUGCUUUAAUUUCAAAACAACGAAAUGAAUAUUUGGAACUAAAGUUAUCCGAGAACAGAGAUGAACUCAAGCAGUUGAAGAUUCAAUAUGAUAGAAAUAUUCACGAACUGGAGGCUCGCGUGCGUGAACUAGAGGUCGCUGCAAUGAACCGAGACCGUCAGGUUAUCACACUGAAACAAGAGAAAGAGGAAGACAGGGAAUACAUCCACAAGGUAGAACAGCGCCUUGCAAGAUUGGAGAAAAAACAUGAAUUAACUUUUGAAAAUGCUUAUCAACUACGAAAUACUUCUACAAAUUUGGCCUGGGAAGAUAUGCGAUCACCUUAUGAUGACAGCACAGAGAGAGAUCAAAAAAGACUUCUCACACCUCCAUCAACUACCCAUGGUGCAGUUGCAUUUUAUGCCUACAUGUCAACCAUUUUACCUUCACCAAGUGCGCAACAUGUUCUCGUGUUUGAUGUUGUCAAAACAAACACCGGAAACGCAUAUCACCCCACAACAGGGGUGUUCAUGGUUCCGGAGUCGGGAGUCUACGUUUUCACCUGGACUUAUCGAAUAGGUGGCGAUCAUGACCAUUCGAUACAAUUAAUGAUAAACACAGAGGACUGCGGAUCUCUUUAUCUCCAUGCAAUGAGCGGUACUGAGAUGGAGGGGACUGGGAUUGUCGUGACUCACGUUAACGCUGGAGACGACGUUUACGUCAGAACACACGCAUCAUACCAAGUAGGGACGUCGCAUUACAUCCAAAGUAAUACAUACGGGAGAUCCUCUUUCGCAGGGUGGAAACUCUUUUAAAGCUUGUUCGCAUUUCAAAAUGUACCCAGAAUUCAUUAAAAUUGAAAUUCAUUUCA
Ostrea edulis (European flat oyster) is the source of this 2431-nucleotide messenger RNA. RefSeq lists its product as uncharacterized. Lineage: Eukaryota; Metazoa; Mollusca; Bivalvia; Ostreida; Ostreidae. Gene Ontology annotation, molecular function: protein binding. The coding region runs from base 1446 to 2375 and encodes 309 amino acids. The transcript has 3 exons. The record is from RefSeq and is a predicted model, not a curated record.